Haliotis rubra (blacklip abalone) is the source of this 2472-nucleotide messenger RNA. RefSeq lists its product as uncharacterized. The record is from RefSeq and is a predicted model, not a curated record. Bases 3 to 1157 code for a protein of 384 amino acids. NCBI's taxonomy places the organism in Eukaryota, Metazoa, Mollusca, Gastropoda, Lepetellida, Haliotidae. Gene Ontology annotation, molecular function: zinc ion binding; metalloendopeptidase activity. The transcript has 6 exons.
GAAUGACAAGUGCUAAUCGUUUACGGAAUACCAGUGUUUGGUCAACAAUGAUCUGGUAUAUUCACCGUUUGAUCGUAGUAAUCACAUUCGCCAGUGUCCGCUGCGAAGGUAACGUUAGUACGUUAUCCUUUACUGAACUUGUAGAAGUCAGAGAGAAAAUACAAACGGCCCCUGCAUCUCAGACGGUGGGACAAGUUUCGAGAACACGGUGUUCAUCAUUGUGCAUUACUAGCAACACGUGCGCGUCGUUUUUCUACGUUGGCGAAACCAAAACAUGUUAUUUGCAUGAUGUUGUAUUUGCAACGGCCGCGGUAUCUACCUCAAGUCCGUCGACAAGAUAUUACAUACCAAGUUGUGAUGAAAGUACGCCGCCGUUUUCGAAUAUCACCCAGCUGUCUCUGAAUGGCGCGCAAAACAUAAGAGACUUUUGUGGUCAACCAGGUGACUUGACUGAAUUAGCCUGUGCUUCAAAUGGACAUGUUAUAAUCUACGCCUGUCGGAAGCCAGCAUCGUGUGCGGAUAUAAGGAACUUUAUAAACCAGCCUGUGGACGGGGAGUACUGGUUAUACCCCCCGGGACUUGUGGGGCAGGACAAAGCCCGCAUCUACUGCCACAACAUGAGAAACACCCCUGACGAAUUCAUCAGUCUACCUGUCCCAAAUAGUGGCGUUUACCCGGAGGAAGAGUUGAUACCAUGUUCUGGCCCUAAGAAGUACAGAGUUAUUGGUAACGGGUGGGGAUCAUGGACGUACAACAAGAUCAAGGUCAACUUAACGACAUUGGCAGUCGAUCAAGCUGAUCGCACCUUUGCAACGUGGAAUGGGACAGCACAAGACUACGGCGUCUCACAGGACUGCUACCACAACCAUGGGUCAACGCGUGGAUGCGGUCCAGUAGGAACCUUCACAAUCGACACCACUGGAACUGGCUUCCGUGUCAACCCUUCUCUCUCUUGGAAGUCAACCGGCUGGAUGCCGUGGACUAUCUUCGCCCGCGAGAACAAUGGUUUGGUUGUGAACUUGAAUUGUGGAGGAUACUGCGGAGGAUGCGUUCCUGAUGGGGUGCUCACGCUUCAGUCAUAUAAACCAGAUGAACCUAGUGUAUCCACGGCAACUCUACUUCCAAUAGUCUACGAGGUGGUCCGAAAGUUACCGUAGUACUGAGAUCAAAGCUACUCACAGGAAACACGAGGAAACAGACUUUGUGGUUUCAAUACAAAACAAACUUUUUCAUGAUGAAGAGAAGGAGCAGAAUAAAUCUUUCACGGCUUACUAGUGACAUAGCCUAUAAUGCUAGAUUUGUUGUGAAUUACAUAUUGUUACAACUCAAACGUUUAUGGAUAUGUCAGAAUACUCAGUUACAUGUAAGCAUCAUCGAGGGUUGUAUGUGUAAACGGUAAACUGAUGAUAUAUUCAUGAACGAACGGCUAAGGGCAAUGGUGGCAUACAUUGAGAGCAUACCCCAAAGAAAAUAAAGCUUUUCCAGAACUGUCAAGUAAUGUUGGCAAAAAUAGAAGGAAGAAUAUAACAAAAAAUGAUGUCAGCUGUUGUGUAAAAUGAUUUUGACUAUCGAUGACUCGUAUUGGUUCAAGUCUUGGGGGGGGUUGGGGUGGGUGGUGGUUUUGUGGUGUGUGAAGCCUAUUUCUUGUGUCCCCCUCCGUGAUAUUGCUGGAAUAUUGCUAAAAGCGGCGUAAAACCAAACUCAGUCAGUCAGUCAAGUCUUGGGAACGGGAAGACAAGUCCAUCACAUAAACAUUAUGUUAACUGCGUGUAAGAACUGCAGUAUGGGGGCGCUGUGAUGAUAUGGCGAAAUAGUAGUUAGUAGUUGCAUAUGUAUUCGUGGGACUGGAGUCUAAACUUACUGUAUUGCAGUAAGAUCCUCCUGGGCGACAAUUAGUUGUGGACCCUUGGCACAAAAUGCCUCCCCUGCGCCACACGCGUACAAUCCCACCGGCAAAGCGCAGUGUGAAGCUUGACUCGUCACUGAAGCCAAUCCUGUUCAGCUGCCUUCUGUUUGAAUAUCUGCGGACCCAUCGUAAACGUUGAGCACGAUACAUUUGCGUCAGGGUAGGCUCUGUGUAUGGUCGCCUAGCUCUGACAUUUGCAGUGUGCAGUCGAUUUCUGUUGCCUAGAUAACGUAACCUGAUCUGUACGUCAUAUAUGUGUAACGUCACACCUUGGGACAUCUUCAACGAUUCCUAAUGGGUCGUGCUGACACUCCACCUCUGAACAAUUGUUGUCACAAAUCUGUUGCCGACAUAACGUAACCUGAUCUGUUCGUCAUAUCUGUGUAACGUCACUCCUUGGGCCAUCUGCAACGGUUGUACAGUCUGACGCCUUCAGCCGAGGACUCAUGAAACUGUAGCAACGGAUUGUCUUUUAUCACGCCUACCAAUGGCACACAAAUUGUGCUGAUCUGUGAGUCGUGGCAUACUCGCUUGAUAAACUUGAAUAAACGUGAUAUUUUGAUGAA